GCCCGCGGACAAAGGAGGCGGCGGGCGGCCCAGCUGUUUUGAAAAAUGCUUCCUGUUUCUUUAAAGGCGCUCGCGGCUCGGGCGGCCGGGGCUGGGCAGGCGGUGGCGGCGGGAGCUGCCUCCUCUCCGGGCGGCGGCGCUGACUGAUCUCGCGAACUGGGCUUCUGUGUAAACUGAGGCUAAACAAACACAGAUGGAGCGCAGCGGGCGUUCUCCAGAAAUGCUGGCAAGGAGGCAGCGACUUCAGAUGACACUCUGAGCGCUCCGGGAACGGACAGCCCGGCGGCUUCCCGAAGCCGGCGGCGCAGCUGCCCCGGGCGAGGGGGAGAAAGGCAGAGAGGGAGGGGGAGGGCGGGCGAAGGGGGAGAGCCAGAGACUCCUCGGCGCUGAGCGCGGCGGCGGCCCGGGCAGCCCCACGCCCCUGCCUCGCGCGCCGCCCGCGCCAUGAAGCACAUCCCGGUCCUCGAGGACGGGCCGUGGAAGACCGUGUGCGUGAAGGAGCUGAACGGCCUCAAGAAGCUCAAGCGGAAAGGCAAGGAGCCGGCGCGGCGCGCGAACGGCUAUAAAACUUUCCGACUGGACUUGGAAGCGCCCGAGCCCCGCGCCGUAGCCACCAACGGGCUGCGGGACAGGACCCAUCGGCUGCAGCCGGUCCCGGUCCCGGUGCCGGUGCCAGUCCCAGUGGCGCCGGCCGUUCCCCCAAGAGUGGGCACGGACACAGCCGGGGAGCGCGGGGGCUCCCGGACGCCCGAGGUCUCCGAUGCGCGGAAACGCGGCUUCGCCCUAGGCGCAGUGGGGCCAGGACUCCCCACGCCGCCGCCGCCGCCGCCGCCGCCGCCUCCUGCGCCCCAGAGCCAGGCACCUGGGGGCCCAGAGACACAGCCUUUCCGGGAGCCAGGUCUACGUCCUCGCAUCUUGCUGUGCGCACCGCCCGCGCGCCCCGCGGCGUCAGCACCCCCAGCACCGCCAGCGCCCCCGGAGUCCACUGUGCGCCCUGCGCCCCCAACGCGCCCCGGGGAAAGUUCCUACUCGUCAAUUUCACACGUAAUUUACAAUAACCACCCGGAUUCCUCCGCGUCGCCUAGGAAACGACCGGGCGAAGCGACUGCCGCCUCCUCCGAGAUCAAAGCCCUGCAGCAGACCCGGAGGCUCCUGGCGAACGCCAGGGAGCGGACGCGGGUGCACACCAUCAGCGCAGCCUUCGAGGCGCUCAGGAAGCAGGUGCCGUGCUACUCGUAUGGGCAGAAGCUGUCCAAACUGGCCAUCCUGAGGAUCGCCUGUAACUACAUCCUGUCCCUGGCGCGGCUGGCUGACCUCGACUACAGUGCCGACCACAGCAACCUCAGCUUCUCCGAGUGUGUGCAGCGCUGCACCCGCACCCUGCAGGCCGAGGGACGUGCCAAGAAGCGCAAGGAGUGACUGGCUGCAGGCAAGACCAAGGCCACCACUGUGGGCCUCCUUCCAGUCAGGCCUGAGGACAAGGUGAGCUCGCUGAGUCCAGCCUCGUGGUCUUCUCCAAGAUGCCGCCAGACGCCCAGCCUACAGCCUCUCAGGGUCGGAUCGGAGCACGCCUGCCUCCCUCUCCCCUCCGCCCUCACCCAGCCACUCCGAGGCUGCUUCGCACUUUGCCCUCUGCCUGGUGGGGAGGGGAGAGCUCAGCCCCCCACUCACUCAGACCCCAAGGCCCACUGUCCAGCUGCAGAAAUUCGUUGCCAAAGAUUGGACAGAGACACCGAAGGAAAUGGGGUGAUGAAACCCCACAGCGAAAAGCCACACCGUUGCUCUGUGACUUUUGCUCCUCCUGUUGCCUGAGCCCCAUCUCAAGCCAAAGAUGAGUCAGUGGUUCUGCUAGGAACUCAUGGAAGGGAUGGGCAUUUGAUGACCCCUGGGGGUCAUCUUGGCCCUCUUACCUGGUGCUCUCUCUCCACUGGGCCUUGCGCUGGCUGAGUGCAAGACAAGCCUUAGGGGCUGUGAGAGGGAGGCUGGGGUGCCUGGGCGGGGCUGGGGUGGGGCCUGAGAUCCCUGCCCACUCUCUCCCCUUCAUUGGCUGCCCAGGCCACUGGCCCCAGUUCUCAGUGUCCCCUGGGUCCAGGCUCCUUGGGCCCUAAGCAUCACCAGAAGGGAGUAAGCAGGGAGAGAAGCAAUAUUACUCCCUCCCCUACACCAGGGACUUGCCCCAGGGCAGCUACCUAUGGGUCUUUGCUCCCCCAGCCAGCCUCUCCUCACUGUGACCCACCCCCAUGGGCCCCCAUCCCAGGCAGCCAGCACCAUGGGCAGGCCCUGCCACAGACAGAAAAAGAGUUUUUCUCUUGUUCAGCCUGCCCGUGGCCUGAGGAAGGAGUAAAGGCUGGGUUGGCUGGAGCCGUCCUACUGGGCAAGAUGGCACCCCACUUGGAGGGCGGUGGUCUGUUACAGGGUGUGCAGGGGCAGGGAAGGAAGGGACCAGGGGACUGGGCCAGUAUGUGGAGGAUGGGGGCUGCGUGUUCAAAGCCAAGGCCCACCCCUUCCUUGUGCUCAAAUGGCCAAAGCUGUUCACGUCUGUGCUCAACCAUCUGCUUCAAAUUGAAGUAAAAGCCCCAAAAUGUCAAGAAAA
Molecule: messenger RNA, 2593 nt
Organism: Gorilla gorilla gorilla (western lowland gorilla)
Lineage: Eukaryota; Metazoa; Chordata; Mammalia; Primates; Hominidae
Gene: ATOH8
Product: atonal bHLH transcription factor 8
Exons: 3
Coding region: 445-1419 (324 amino acids)
Biological process (GO): positive regulation of transcription by RNA polymerase II; anatomical structure morphogenesis
Cellular component (GO): nucleus
Molecular function (GO): E-box binding; protein dimerization activity; DNA-binding transcription factor activity
Source: RefSeq, a predicted model, not a curated record